UCACUACUGACACUACUUUUCGCACUUUAUGUCGGAGUUAUGAUAUAUAACGCGAAGAUGUCUAUGAAAGACAGAGACAACUGUCUGGACAAUUGUACGGCAAAGCCGGCGGCCAUUGAGAGGUCAGAGACCACACCAUUGCUGAACGACAAGACUCUCAUAGCAUUGCAACAAUUGGCCAAAAACUGUGACGAAAACUAUGGAAAGUUUAGUACAUUAAACAAGAAGAGCGGAUACGAAGAGAUUGUGGACAAGAAAUUACAAUUAGAUGACAACGAGGACGACGACAGCUCUAUCAUGAAUAACUGUUUUUGUUCACUCAUCUUAUCGCCGGUUUAUAUAGUAUUUUGGGCGACAAUGCCUAAGAGAUGGCCGAUUUGGACCUUUAUUGUCUCCAUUGCAUAUCUAACCGCACUUUCUUACGGCACCGUUUGGGCCAUCAGUGGAUUCAGUGAUGCCCUAUCCAUUCCCCAUACAGUAUCCGGAAUGACAUUAUUAGCAGCCGGUUCUGCGGUGCCUGAUUUGGUCACGUCUAUCAUCGUGAUCAAAAAGCACGGUCUGGCCUCAAUGGGAAUGUGCGCUGCGAUCGCGUCCAACAUCUUCGCCAUUGUGGUCGGUUUGGGUCUGCCGUGGCUUUUGAAGUGUUUGAUACAAUUAUAUCAAACUAACGGCGAUUACUCGAUGGCGUUCAUACCGAUAGAGAGCGACGCCCUUCCCUAUACAUCCAUCGUGUUAUUGAUUACGAUUUUCGCACUCCUCUUAUCAUUAAAACUGUGCGAUUGGCGACUCUACACAACACUGUCCCUAAUCUGUGCCCUCAUUCACCUUAUCUUUAUGGGCGCCAGUAUUUCACUUGAAUUGUUUGUUCACUCCUGAG
This is a messenger RNA of Medioppia subpectinata, 877 nucleotides long. Lineage: Eukaryota; Metazoa; Arthropoda; Arachnida; Sarcoptiformes; Oppiidae. The record is from the annotation of a GenBank genome assembly.